AUGACUUCGCGUGCCAACCAUCUGUACAGCAAUGGCCCUGAAGUACAAGGCGCGUUUGGCGUGGACACACUCCCGCUCACCACGGUUGCCCACAUCAUCUCGUACCUGGAUGACGAUGUCGCUUCCCUUGCACGACUUUGCCGCACAUCACGCGUCCUCUGGUACAUGACCCUACCGCAUCUGUGGAAAAAUGUCACCUUGAAAUCAUACAGCAGUAUCCGCUACAAGGAUGAUGUGCCCGAAGGAUUUGGGAGUGCGAGUCCUUUCUCCAUGGGCCUCAAUGCCUUAGUGACGAGAAAUGUGUCGGGUUUGGUUCGCUCACUGCGGUUGGAGGGAGAAUACAGUGCCUCGGAUUUGCACGAAUAUUCAAGAGCUGGGCGCAUUUCGGAGAGCAUCAUGGUGCUAAACAUCGCGCUUCGGGCAGCCAUUGACCAGUGUGCCCAUCUCGAGCGAUUCCGAUGGGAUCUGGACGUCAGACUACAACCGAACAUGUACGCGGGACUGGCGAAGCUCUCUAGACUGGAGGAACUGUGGCUUCGCUUUCCUACGAACCGUUCACCCCAACCAUCCUACGACAUCCCCGCUAUGCCGAAUCUCAAGGCCUUGACAAUAACACAUUACGAUCCUCUAUGUUUUCCCGACGACAUAUCCACUCUGCUCCUCCACGCGACACGCCUCUCGAGCUUAGUGUUGCACUUCUCACCUCGCAUGCGCGAACAAGGGGAACCGUCGGUUGUUCUCAUGCACUUUUUCCGGAAAAACAUUGCAGCGAAACGGAAACUGCGUUUGAGGAAAAUGGGCGUGUAUAACCUUCUCGCUAAUGCGGACACAUCGGAUUGCCUUCUCGCAUUCGAUACCAGCACGAUCGAGGAUGUGACGGUUCUAAAUACAUUUGGGCUGGAUGAGGACCUUGUUGUGGCCGGGAGGGAAAGCGCCACUCAUUUUAUCGAUCGCACUUGGCAUAUGAUGGUGAACACCAAGGAGAAUCAACCAAAACCCAAAUCUCUGAGGUUGGAUCAGUUGCAUAAAAGACAUGCCAUGGAUCUGGCCCAGUUCGUGGGGUUGGAGAGGCUCUAUCUCGUCAACGCAAGAUAUCAAUCGAGAAAAUCAAACAACACCAUGGCAGAGUGCAAUGGCCAAGACCGUAGCAAAAGCCUAGGCACUUCGGAUUCUGGCCCUCCCUCAGCCGAGCACUCCCCUUGGUCAGGAUCAGUCGUCAAUGGAACGACCUCUGCCAGGACUACACCUAGUGGCUCAACCUCGUGUUCCGCAACACUCUCCUUAAGAGAUCUCUACAUCACCAACAUCUGUACCAUCUGUGGUCCUACCCUUCAACACCUGAUUUUACCCUCCCGUUGGCCUCUGCCAACCUCCAUAACCGCCCGCCUCAUCCGCUCGUGCCCGAACCUAACACAGCUUGCCGCCGCGAUUGAAUGUCUUGAAGAGUCCCAGAUGGAGAUGUUGAGGUUAUUGAUGCCAUUCCUGAGUGAGCUGUGGGCUAUCCGUGCUCUUGUGCCUUGGUAUUCUCCUGAUGUCGUCGCGAGCGGUGAGGAUGCAAGGAGAAGCAGAGAAGUACACGAGAUUUUCGAAAGUUUCCCAGAUUCUGUGCACGAGCAGAAGAUAAACGAGGCCCUGUCCGAGCGUGUUGGCUCGGAGGGAACCGAGGUCCCGGAUUUAUCCAAAUUGAGGUAUAUUGGGCUGGGGAGCAAGGUUUGGGAGAUUACAACAGUUAUGGAAGAGGACAUUAACGGGAAAGUUGAUUCCGGAGAUGACGCUCAAGAAAGCAACACGAAUGGCUUCCGUUGUGACGCUAACAGGUCGAAGAAAGAGACCGCCUAUAGGCGGCGAGCGAAGAGAAUCCAGGAGAAGGACGUGCGACAUGUUGAGAUAUGGAAGAUGGACACGUUGGAUGUUGUUUGA
Molecule: messenger RNA, 1920 nt
Organism: Fonsecaea erecta
Lineage: Eukaryota; Fungi; Ascomycota; Eurotiomycetes; Chaetothyriales; Herpotrichiellaceae
Exons: 1
Coding region: 1-1920 (639 amino acids)
Molecular function (GO): protein binding
Source: RefSeq, a predicted model, not a curated record